Pezoporus flaviventris is the source of this 2742-nucleotide messenger RNA. RefSeq names its product G2/M-phase specific E3 ubiquitin protein ligase (gene G2E3). The coding region runs from base 89 to 2320 and encodes 743 amino acids. Gene Ontology annotation, molecular function: ubiquitin-protein transferase activity. Gene Ontology annotation, cellular component: nucleus. NCBI's taxonomy places the organism in Eukaryota, Metazoa, Chordata, Aves, Psittaciformes, Psittacidae. The transcript is spliced from 16 exons. The record is from RefSeq and is a predicted model, not a curated record.
CUGGCUCCCCGCUUCCGGCCCAGCGGCGGAUGUUGGAGUUUGAAUUGUCUGUCAGUUAGCUAGGCUGCCGCUGCCAGAAAAACUCAGGAUGAGUGAAAACAAUGAUUUACACAUUCAAAGUUCAUCUUGUGUUCUCUGUGGACGUACAGAUGACUGCCCUGAAAAGUAUGGAGAAAAAAAGACCUAUGUGGAAUACAAUCUCACUGUUCAUUAUUACUGUUUGUUGAUGUCAAGUGGCAUUUGGCAGAGAGGGGAAGAAGAUGAAGGUGUAGAUGGAUUCUUAAUCACGGAUAUUAGAAAAGAAGUGAAUAGAGCUUCAAAACUGACAUGUAACAUCUGUAGAAAAAAGGGUGCUUCAAUUGGAUGUGUAGCCCCCAAAUGCAAACGAAGUUACCAUUUUCCUUGUGGGACACAAAAGGAAUGUAUUUUCCAGUUCAUGGAAGACUUCAGAUCUUACUGUUGGGAACAUAAACCAGUCCAAAAGUUUCCAGUUAAAGAAUCUGGAGGAACUUCACAGUGUACAAUAUGCCUGGAUUUGGUUGAACAACUUCCAAUAUACGCUGUAUUGAAAAGUCCUUGCUGUAAAAAUGCUUGGUUUCAUCGAGAAUGCUUGCAGUAUCAAGCUUUGAGUGCUGGGAUAUUUUUCUUUAGGUGCACAGUAUGCAAUAACAAGGACAAAUUUCAGAAAGAAAUGUUGAGAAUGGGCAUAUACAUUCCAGAAAGGGAUGCAUCUUGGGAACUUGAAGAGAAUGCAUAUGAAGAUCUACUGCACUGUUAUCAACAUUGUGAUAUUAGAAGAUGCCUGUGCAGGAAAGGAAGAGACUACAGUAAACCUGAUAGUAAAUGGGAAAUAAAGCGUUGCCAGUGUUGUGGUUCCCGUGGAACUCAUUUGGCCUGUUCAUCUAUGAAGUCAUGGGAGCAAAACUGGGAGUGCAUGGAAUGUAGAAAUAUCUUGGUAAAAUCAGGGAACUAUAGGAGACAGACAAAGCGUUCUUUGGCUACCUCUGAAAAGACAGAUGGGACAACUUGUUUGCUGGAAGAACCAUCUCCAAAGUGCCCUCGGCAGUCACCUGGAUCUCAACGCAAUAUUCUUCACUCACCAAAGAUUAUGUGCCAGAACAACUUGUCAACCUGCUCACACUUAGAACUUCCAGCAUCCAACAGAGUGAGGAUGUCCUUAUCUCCACUGAUGUCAAACAGGAACUGGUCCCCGAGGAAAAAGCAUUUAAGAAAGGAAAGAAGGGAAGUUUCUAAUAUACUGAAGGAGUUAAGGCUGCAAGUUAAUGCAAAAACUACAAGGCUUAACAUCGAUGCUGAAAAUAUCUGGAAUAGUGCUUUAAAAGGAUUUAGACAGAGCAACUUCAGUCCUACAAAUGCCAUUGAAAUAAAGUUCACAAACUGCAAAAGUAAAUCAAAGACAGACACUUCUGCUGCAAAAAAACGCCGUUUCUUCCAGUUACUAAUGCUUCACCUUCAGAAUUCAUCAUUGUUUGAGGGCUCUUCUGCAAAGAACUUGUCUCUUGAUUUUCAAGCUGUAAAGGAGAAUCUUUACUUUGAAGCUGGUAAAAUGAUCGCAGUUUCUCUGGUUCAUGGUGGCGCAUCUCCUGGUUUCUUUUCCCAAACACUGUUCAGUUGUCUUGUCUAUGGUCCAGAGAAUGUGAAGCCAGCUUUGGAAGAUGUUGCUGAUGCACAUGUCGCAGAAACAAUAAAAAUGAUAAAACAUGCAAAUAGUCUAUCCAGCCUACAGUCUACAAUAAACAACUGCUACGAGUUCCUUGGUGCUGCUGGAUGUUUAAGACCUAUAACAGCUUUGUGUGAUAAGGAUGUGCUGGUGAAUGACCUACUGAUCCACCAUGUGAUCAAGAGAAUCAUUUCACCUUUAGAAAGUUUUAGGCAAGGUUUGAGAACUCUUGGUGUGCUAGAGAAAAUGCAAAUGCAUCCGGAUGCAUUCUCUAGUAUAUUGUGCCACAAACCUGAAGGACUUUCAGUAGAAACUCUCUGUGAUCUCUUUACAAUCCAUUCCUCGUCAGAUGUAAAUGAAGUUGAAGGUGCUGAUUUUUGGAUGGCUUACUUGCAAGAUGUGAAAAGUGGUGAGUCUGUAGUGACAUUGGAGGAUAUUCUGCUCUUUGUAACAGGCUCUUUUUCUAUACCCCCCACUGGGUUUGAUCCUGAACCUACUGUUAAGUUUUCGCAUAUAAGGUAUCCUGUUGGAAACAGACUCCAUAAUUGCUUAGAGCUCCCUAUAACAAAGACGUAUGAGCAGUUUAAGAAUAAAAUGGAGUUCACCAUCAGAAACACACUAGGAGUUGAAAGAGAAUAAAAUUUUUGCUACAAACUGGAUGUUGAAAACUUCCAAAUCUCUGCAGGAAUGUCUGCUUGCAAAUUGCUACUGUAUUUUGGGACAGCAUACUCUCGGCCUUUUCCCCCAAGCAUAUGCUAAAAGUAGUAAUUUUGUAAGAUGGAAAACAAUUUUCAGAUGAAAAUGCUCUUUACCUGUCAAAACAUCUUCCUCUUUGAAGUUGCCUUUAAGAGUCAGCAGUCUCUUGGAGAAGUACUUUAAAUGUCUACUUUUGCUGUAGACAAGCAUGAAAUGUUGUCAAAUUAUGUAACAUUCUAGCUAUUUCCCAUGGGUAAGUAUGAUUGAUUUACAUACUUAAUUAGCUUAUUUAUUAAAGUUAAAUCGGGUACAUUUUGAAGAUCACUGCUGUAGAGCUUUGUCUCAAGUAAAACUGUGAUGUAGUU